GCCAACCAUAUAUACACUAUACUUUAUUUCAUGAAUUGCUCAUAACAUUCACAAUCUUCAUCUCUAAACUCUACUAUUACAACCAUGCCUAAUCAAAACAAUGAAACUAUGCCAAUAGAUCCAAAUGUUGAUCCCUAUGGCUAUUUGGGCAUGGUUCAUAAUUCUGAUGGUUCCAUCACACGUCUACAUGAACCUCCUGUUCCGGUAGACACAUCUAAUGAUCUUUCCCAUCUAGUCUUCACCAAAGAUAUUUCCAUUAGCUCCUCAAAGAACACAUGGGCACGCAUUAUCCUCCCUCGUGAACUUCUCCAUUCCACCACCAGUACUCCUAAACUUCCUCUCGUGAUCUAUUUUCACGGAGGAGGAUUCAUAGUAGCAACUGUAGAUUCACCUAGCUUUCAAAGAUUUUACGCGUCAAUUGCUAGUGAAAUUCCAGCAGUUGUUGUGUCAAUUGAGUAUCGUCAAGCCCCCGAGCAUAGACUUCCAGCAGCAUACGACGAUUGCAUGGAAGCAUUGCAUUGGAUCAAGACCAAACCCGACGAGCUAUUAUCUAAUCAUGCUGAUUUCUCCAAAUGUUUCCUAAUGGGCACGAGUGCCGGAGGCAACGUGGUGUACCACGUUGGCCUACGCGCUGCGGAGAGUUGGGACAACCUCAAGCCUUUGGUAAUCAAGGGGUUGAUAUUGAAUCAACCUUUCUUUGGUGGGAAUAAGAGGACACAAUCAGAAGUAAGAUUGGCUAAUGACAAGGUGUUACCCCCAAUUAUAAGUGAUAUCAUGUGGGACCUAGGAUUGCCUGAAGGUGCUGAUCGCGAUCAUGAGUAUUCAAAUCCAAUGGUGGGGAUUGAAUCAAAACCGAAUUUAUUGGAUCAAGUAAAAUUAUUAGGAUGGAAGAUGUUGGUGACUGGCUGUGAUGGUGAUCCUUUGAUUGACCGCCAAGUUGACCUAGUAAAGGUGUUGAAAGAAUUGGACGUUCAAGUAGAGGGUAGUUUCACUCAAGGAUUUUAUCAUGGCUCGGAGAUUAUUGAUCCUUUGAAAACUAAAGAAUUUUCCUUGCUUGUAAAGGAACUUAUAAGUAACUUUUAAGGGGAAUUGCUUUGUAUAAUUGUGAUAGUAAUAUUGCCCCUUCCAAAAAAUGUAAUGACGCAUAUUAAUUAUUAAUAUAAUAUCUUGUUUAACCAAAAAGAAAAA
Molecule: messenger RNA, 1188 nt
Organism: Solanum lycopersicum (tomato)
Lineage: Eukaryota; Viridiplantae; Streptophyta; Magnoliopsida; Solanales; Solanaceae
Product: probable carboxylesterase 120
Molecular function (GO): hydrolase activity
Source: RefSeq, a predicted model, not a curated record